Schistocerca nitens (vagrant locust) is the source of this 841-nucleotide messenger RNA. RefSeq names its product putative nuclease HARBI1. The transcript has a single exon. Lineage: Eukaryota; Metazoa; Arthropoda; Insecta; Orthoptera; Acrididae. The record is from RefSeq and is a predicted model, not a curated record. The coding region runs from base 7 to 702 and encodes 231 amino acids.
UCUGUGAUGUAUGGUUUUAGUCAAUUGGACCGAUUUCCUGGCGUUCUUGGUACCUUGGAUUGUACCCAUAUAAGAAUUCAGUCUCCUGGAGGACAUAAUGCUGAACUUUUCCGCAAUAGGAAAUCAUAUUUUUCCUUUAACUGUCAAACCAUUAGUGAUCACAAUUUGUUAAUAAGAGAUAUUGUCGCUCGAUGGCCGGGCUCUGUGCACGAUAGAACCAUAUUUCUCAACUGCGCUCGCAGAGCUCAAUUUGAAAACGGAGAAAUACCACAAGGUCACUUAUUGGGAGAUAGUGGUUAUGCAUGUAAAUCCUACUUGUUAACUCCACUUCUAAAUCCGCAAAACGAAGCAGAGCAUCGGUAUAACAGGUCUCAUAUUAAAACUAGAAACACUGUUGAGAGAAAAUACGGCAUGUGGAAGAGAAGAUUUCCCAUAUUAUCUGUAGGAAUAAGAUGUAAUCCACAGGAAGCAAUGUCAAUCAUUGUGGGUACGGCUGUCUUGCAUAAUAUUGCGAGGAGUACAAGCAGUGAUGAACCACCAGAAGAUCCUGAAAUUUCUCGACUUUUAAAUCAGUUACGUGAUGAGAGGGGCCCCAACAUUGAAGACAACGAAGAAGUGCUACCUGGACAGCAGAUGUAUCGUGAUGAUACAUUACCUGGAAGAGUAGUUCGCCGUGCUAUAAUUAAUGAACAUUUCCGAUAAUCUAACAUAAAUUCAGACAUUGUUCGUAAUGAAAAAUUAUGAUUAUAGUUAUGGGAUUUCGCCGUAUUUUCAAUUUUUCAGAUUAUUUCAGCAUGUAAUCUAUUUUGUUUCUGCUGUCUAGCGAACAUAAAAGUACUCA